Molecule: messenger RNA, 798 nt
Organism: Staurois parvus
Lineage: Eukaryota; Metazoa; Chordata; Amphibia; Anura; Ranidae
Source: the annotation of a GenBank genome assembly
AUGACUUUGAUGUCCAACCUGCUCAUAAUCACCCUGGUGACAUUCCAGAGAUCACUUCACAAACCAAUGUACUGUUUCAUUGGAAAUUUCUCUUUCCUUGAAAUGUGGUACACAACUGUUACUGUUCCCAAGAUGCUAACAAACUUAGGUACAGGAAAUAAAACUAUCUCUACUAGAGACUGCAUUUCCCAGUUCUACUUUCUGUUCUUCCUUGGGGCCACACAACAUUUUCUAUUGACUAUAAUGGCCUAUGAUCGAUUCUUGGCCAUUUGUUACCCACUACGCUACACCACCCUAAUGAGUAGAUCUAUCUGUAGAAAGCUUGUAGCUAUGUCUUGGCUUGCUGGCUGCCUAUCCAUCUCUCUGCCUGCUGUUAUGAUGACACAGUUAGUGUUCUGUGGUCCAAACACAAUAGACCAUUUCUUCUGUGACUUCAGUCCUCUACUCCAGUUAUCCUGUACAGAAACGUGGCUGAAUGAGAUCAUCUUUUCUGCAGUAGCUUGGACAGUUAUUCUUGGAUGCUUCACCUUCACAUUUAUGUCCUAUGUUUCUGUGAUCAGCCGCCAAAAGGCAUUUUCCACUUGUGCAUCUCAUCUUGCCGUUGUUGGCAUAUUUUUUGGAACAGUCAUUUUUAUGUAUAUACGUCCAAAAGCAAAGAAUUCUUCCCCAGUGGACAAAGUUGUGUCUGUAUUUUAUUCUGUUAUUGUUCCCCUUCUCAACCCUAUGAUCUAUAGCCUGCGAAAUAAGGAAAUGAAAAAUGCACUGUUCAGAGCUAUAUCCAAGUUAAAAGGAAAAUAA